CCGGGCGUCCGUCGGUGCCGGAGGCGCCUCCCGCAGGGAGACUCGGCGCGGCCGCGCUCCCGCGUGGUCCGCAGCGGCUGGGGGCCCAGGACGUGCGGGGCCGCGAGGCCGAGCCGAGGCGCCCCCCAGCGGCCGGCGCCGGCCCCAUGGCUGCGCCGGGCGGAGCGGAACCGGCGAGGUGAAGCCCCCGGGCCGGUGGCCGGAGCGCGUGGCGGGGGCGCCGGCUCCAUGGGCAGCAGCGCACAGCGGCACGAUGAUGGACGUUAACAGCAGCGGCCGCCCGGACCUCUACGGGCACCUCCGCUCUUUGCUCCUGCCGGAGGUGGGGCGCGGGCUGCCGGACCUGAGCCCCGACGGCGCCGGCCCGGUCGCGGGCUCCUGGGCGCCUCACCUGCUGCGUGGGGUCCCAGAGGUGACCGCCAGCCCGGUGCCCACCUGGGACGCGCCGCCGGACAAUGCUUCCGGCUGCUGGGAGCAGAUCAACUACGGCAGAGCCGAGAAAGUUGUGAUCGGUUCCAUCCUGACGCUCAUCACGCUGCUGACGAUCGCCGGCAACUGCCUGGUGGUGAUCUCGGUGUGCUUCGUCAAGAAGCUCCGCCAGCCCUCCAACUACCUGAUCGUGUCCCUGGCGCUGGCCGACCUCUCGGUGGCCGUGGCGGUCAUGCCCUUCGUCAGCGUCACCGACCUCAUCGGGGGCAAGUGGAUCUUUGGCCACUUCUUCUGCAACGUCUUCAUCGCCAUGGACGUCAUGUGCUGCACGGCCUCGAUCAUGACCCUGUGCGUGAUCAGCAUCGACAGGUACCUUGGGAUCACGAGGCCGCUCACGUACCCGGUGAGGCAGAAUGGGAAGUGCAUGGCCAAAAUGAUUCUCUCCGUCUGGCUUCUUUCUGCCUCCAUCACGUUACCGCCGCUCUUCGGAUGGGCUAAGAACGUCAACGAUGACAAGGUGUGCUUGAUCAGCCAGGACUUUGGCUACACCAUCUACUCCACGGCAGUGGCAUUUUAUAUCCCCAUGUCGGUCAUGCUGUUCAUGUACUACCGGAUUUACAAGGCCGCCCGCAAGAGCGCCGCCAAGCACAAGUUCCCCGGCUUCCCUCGCCCCGAGGAGCCCGACAGCAUCAUCUCCCUGAACGGCAUGGUGAAGCUCCAGAAGGAGGUGGAGGAGUGUGCCAACCUUUCGAGACUCCUCAAACACGAGAGGAAAAACAUCUCCAUCUUUAAGAGGGAGCAGAAAGCGGCCACCACCUUGGGGAUCAUCGUCGGGGCUUUCACCGUGUGCUGGCUGCCCUUUUUCCUCCUCUCGACGGCCAGACCCUUCAUCUGCGGCACCGCCUGCAGCUGCAUCCCGCUGUGGGUGGAGAGGACAUUUCUGUGGCUGGGCUAUGCAAACUCCCUCAUUAACCCUUUUAUAUAUGCCUUCUUCAACCGGGACCUGAGGACCACCUACCGCAGCCUGCUCCAGUGCCAGUACCGGAAUAUCAACCGCAAGCUCUCGGCCGCAGGCAUGCAUGAGGCCCUGAAGCUCGCCGAGAGGCCGGAGAGACCCGAGUUUGUGCUGUAAGACAAAACUCUGACUACUGUAGAAAAAAAAGUCAUGAUUCAUGAUCAAAAGCGGAAUAGCGGAGACGAAAUAAACCAGGCAAGACAGAGGUGGAAACAAUGCAAUCCUUUGCUGAGACUGCGGAAUGGAGCGUGGCUUUGUCUUUUCCUGGGAUGGCUGACACGUGACAAGCAGGGUGAUCUGUUGUACAAAGCAUAUUAGGAGGGAGAUGGUGACCUCUCCUCUUUUUCUGUGGAUCAGUGCUCUUGUGUGCCAAUGAAAAUAGUGCUCAGUUCAAGACAGCCAGAUCGGCUCAGCACUAAAGCAUACAAACAGAGUUGAGUCUCAGAAAGGAAACAGUUUCUGGUGCUGUGCGUGUGUCCAAGUCCAUACAAACAGAAGAAAGUUCCAAUGCUCACUUCCCAUGCUUCCGAGUCUAGGCAUUGUGGUGAAUAUUCAGGAAUCACUCACGAGACAGAAUGUAUUUUGUGGUAGGACAGAAGGGUGUAUUUCCAAGCAAACUGUGGUAAGCGUAGUGUUGAAUAUGUUGCAUGUCUGUGUUAGAAAACAGAAUCCCGUCAUCAGCUAAUAUAAAUGAUUUCCCAGAGCAGUGUCUGGUUUAAAGCUUCUGUCAAAUAGUUUUCGCUUUUUUUGCAGGGUUCGUCACUUCCCCACCAAUGUACUUUUCUUUGUUAACUCAUUGAUUGUCACGGUUUAACUCAGGAACAGAUCUCAGGAUGGAGAGAAUCCUAAAACCUGAAUAAAGCUUUUUCUUGCACUCACACUUCUUCUGAAGGGUCCUAAGAGAUGAAGGGGAUUCCUUCUGAGAGGAAGGAUGUGUACCUGGACGAAGAGGGAGUGCUACCUAACUGUACUGUAUACAAGCACGGUUAUUGGCACAGAACUUUUGGCCCUCGGGUUCUCACCGAUGCAGUGGGCUCCCGGGCUGGUCCAUAACUGUGUUCUUCUGGGGAGGAAGUGUGGGAAUAAUGGGGUUUCCAUGAAAGGUUCUGAUGCUUUCAGAGACAGAGCAUCAGUAUGUUAAUUCUUCUUGGGCAGCGCUGUAUUAAAGUGAGUGGUGCGAGUUGGACGUCGCUGGGGCCGCUGCUGGGAAACACUCCGAAUACCAUUCCGUUCCUUCAGGAGGAUUUGUUUUUUGUGUUCUCUGUAUCCUAAAACAAAUGUGUGCCUGGCCAAUUCUGUUCUUCUUUCCUCUCUCUCCCCAAGGUGGUAGAUGUUAAGGGCAGGUCAGGAAACAGAAGAGGCCCUUUGUGGAUGGUAUUUUUUUUUUUUUUUUUAACGGUACUAUGUAAUACGUAAUGAGACAGGAAGAUGGCUGACCAGAAGGGUACCUCCGAGGGGAAAGAGCGAACACAAACCUUCAUUUGAUAAAAGAGAACUGACAGAGAAAAUUAUUUUCCUACAAGAAAUGUGGCUGUUCUCUCACUGGAAAAUGUGGAAUUAUGGAUUUGGAUUGUGGGCAACGUGGGUAACGUGGAUAACGUGGAUUAUGGAUUUCUUCCGCUCUCACUGACGUUGCCUCUCACCAGACACAAAGAAGGGUCUGGAAGGGGAGGUGGGCUUCAGACAAAGCUUGUACAAAUUCCUGAACCGCAGAUUUGCUAAAGUGACUGUAUAUACUUACAUUCAUAAUUUAAAUUAUUAAUUCUGGUCAGAUAAAUGUUGUUAAAUUUGAAAAUGUUUUAUUACAUUACAUCAAAUAAAGUUUAUUUGUAGCUGUAAUAAAGCAACUUAAGUAAUGAUUUUUAAUUGAAGGUCUGCUGUCAUAAAUAUUGCUGUCUGUAGACUCACAAAAGGGCAAGCUUUGUAGGUUCUGCUGAAAUCCUAACAGGUAGUUAAGACAGUCUGUAAUUCACUGCAUGUCACUUGUCACUUUU
This is a messenger RNA of Panthera uncia (snow leopard), 3438 nucleotides long. RefSeq names its product 5-hydroxytryptamine receptor 7 (gene HTR7). Gene Ontology annotation, biological process: vasoconstriction; G protein-coupled receptor signaling pathway, coupled to cyclic nucleotide second messenger; circadian rhythm. Gene Ontology annotation, molecular function: neurotransmitter receptor activity; G protein-coupled serotonin receptor activity. The record is from RefSeq and is a predicted model, not a curated record. Gene Ontology annotation, cellular component: plasma membrane; dendrite. The coding region runs from base 254 to 1561 and encodes 435 amino acids. Lineage: Eukaryota; Metazoa; Chordata; Mammalia; Carnivora; Felidae. The transcript is spliced from 3 exons.